AUGGCGGUAAAGUCGAGGGAGUGGGAACGUACUGUAGCUGAAAAAGUGCACUGGAAGAGCACUUUCCUUUGGCUGCUCUUUGAGGAGGGUGGCUGUGCAGUCACCCAAGUGUUAAUAGCGCUUUGUGUCGUCAAGCGGACGCCGGCGACGCGUAGGCAGCGAGCGGAGAAACGCGCUGGUGCUUUGCUUUCGCUGGCAGCGGGCCGCCCACGGGCAAUGGCAGACGGACUGCAGGUCUCACACAACCGCAACCUGCCGGCCGCCGUCACCCAGUGCUUCUCGGUGGUGGCCCUGUGCACGGCGGUGGCCGAUCCCAACUGGUUCCAGGUGGUGCCGAACGGCAGCUCGCCGCAGGUCUACGGGGUGGCGUACGUGGUGCGGCUGCAGGGAAACAUCUCGGCAGAUCCAAAUAGUGUCAUGAACUACGAAGGAAUCUCUCUUCUAAUAGUAAUGGCCACCUGCAGUUAUAUUGGAAUACUGACUGGCUUUGGAGCCUUCAUUCUGAGCUUUUUAGGAUUACCGAAUCCACUUUUGUUUAAAAUACCGGUUGUGCUACAUUUUCUAACAGCCAUUCUGGAUAUUGGGUCGCUGGCUCUGUGCUCCUACUUGUUCUUCCAGGUGAAGACGAGCCUGAGGAGAAAGGAAUUUGAGAAGACGGCCAUGCAGACAGCCUUGGGGAAAAGCUAUAUGAUUGCAGUGUUUGCUGUGAUAUUCGCUCUCAUUGCCUCGGUCUUGAGUCUACAGAAAAUCGUUCUGAAGUAUGAGAGAGUGCCGGAUGGCAGGAAAGAAGAGGAGUCUUCGCUAACCACACCACAGGGCUUUGCAACUUGUGAGGAGAGCAGCUAGACCAUUUGCACCACAUCGCUGUAGAUUCUGCUGGACUUGACCGGUUGAUCCUGUGUCCUGCUUGCAGUGUUACUGUGGGUAGGGUCAGAGAGUGGGCGGAAUGCAGCCCGGACUGAAAUGGAUCGCUCGCUGUCCACUGCAAAUGGAGCAACAUCUUUGACUGUUCUAAUUAGGAAAGAAAACAAUAGCUUUAAUGUUUGCUUCAUACAUUUAAAAAAUUUAUAUUUUUACUUUUUUUUUGUACAGUUGUCACCAGUUGUUGAAGUGGCUGCUCGUUCAGUGUUGAUUUAAAAUCAAUAAAAGCAGAACCCACCGAGUAUAAAGAGAAUUUGUCAUUGUCAGCAGUGGUUGACGUAGGAGAGCUGAACUUCACUGACAAGGUUCCCUCCACAACAUUUCUGAUUAUCUUCAAUGUCCUGACUGUAACAUGGAUUACUGAGAAAGCAGAAAUAGAUGUCAAUUCUGAUGUAAGAAACCAUAAUGUUGGGAGUGUUUGUCGGGCAGCGUCUGUGGGGAAGGAGGUCAGGGUUGGUGUUUCAUUGUGAUGACAUUUCAUUGUGGGACGGGGUUUGUUGAUCUGGGGACACCAACUCCCAACCUCUCUGGAGAAACCGCCUGGUCUGCCGAGUGUUCCCUGCACUUCCUGUUCGUGUUCUGGAUUUUCAAUGCCUGCAGUUUUUAUUCCUUCUCAGGCUCUGGCCAGUUUUGGUGUGUAAUUUACCUGUAACAUGAUUUGUUCAUUUUUCUCUCUCCACGGAAGCAGACUGGCCACAGAAGCUUUUUUGGCAGUCUCACAUAUUUCAGAUUUUAAGCAACUGUUGUGUUCUCCAUCUCAGUUUUCAUUUGUCCUCUGCUCACACUCUCUCCUGCUUUUGUGAUUUCCCUCCUCCAUCCACACUUCCUCCAGACAGACCAGUUGCCAUUAUUGAGCUUAUCCGGCAACUUCCAGCUGACACUAGUCUGCCAUUUUCUCCUCCAGACUUUCCCCUCCUUCAUCUUCUCUGCAACAUGCCGGUUUGCCAGCUUUUCCAAAGUAGAUGACGGGAUGCAGAGCUGGGCUGAGAGGUGGCAGAUGGAGUUCAACCCGGAAAAGUGUGAAGUGAUUCACUUUGGAUGGUUAAACUUGAAGGCAGAAAACAGCAGGAUUCUUAGUGGUGUGGAGGAACAGAGGGCUUUUGGGGUUCGUAUCCAUAGAUGUCAUGGGACUAAAAUCCACAGCCAUGAUCUUUCCCAUAUGAGUUAAAGGAAAUUGCCCCUCAUCGUAGGCUAGUUGUGAUAGCUAUCCCUUUAUGUGUCUGAUUCACCUGACUGCUGAAAAACUUGACACAUACGGUGCUCACAAAAAGUAUUCACACCCCCCCCCCCAUUGGAAGUUUUCAUGUUUUAUUGUCCUACAACAUUGAAUUAGGGUGGAUUUAACUUGGCUUUUUUUGUCCUUGAUCAACACUUCAAAGUGUCAAAGUGAAAACAGAUCUCUACAAAGUGAUCUAAAUUAAUUAUAAGUACAAAACACAAAAUAAUUGAUUGCGUAGUAUUCACCUCCUUUAGUAUGAUACACCAAAUCAUCAUUGGUACAGUCAUUUGGUUUUAGGAGUCACAUAAUUUGUUAAAUGGAGAUCUGUUUUUGGAGACCUGUGUGCUGUCAAGGUGUUUCUACUGAUUGUAGUAAAAAUACACCUGUAUCUAGAAGGUCCAACUGCUGGUGAUUCAGUAUCCUGGAAAAAACUACACCAUGAAGACAAGUGAACACUGCAAGGGACUGCGUGAUAAGGUUAUUGAAAAACUCAAGUCAGGAGAUGGAUACAAGAAAAUUUCCAAGUCACUGAAUAUCCCUUGGAGUACAGUUCAGUCAGUCAUUAAGAAAUGGGAAGAAUAUGGCACAGCUGUAAAUCUGCCUAGAACAUGUAUCCUCAAAAACUGAGUGACAGUGCAAGAAGGGGAUGAGUGAGGGAGGCCACCAAGAGACCUAUGACAGCUCUGGAGGGAGGCCACCAAGAGACCUAUGACAGCUCUGGUGGAGUUACAAACUUCAGUGGCUGAGAUGGGAGAGACUGCACAUACAACAACUGUUGCCCGGGUGCUUCACCAGUCACAGCUUUAUGGGAGAGUGGCAAAGAAAACGUCACUGUUGGGGGGGGGGGGAACUCACAUUGAAAUCUCAGCUGGAGUUUGCCAGAAGGCAUGUGGGAAAUUCUGAAGUCAGCUGGAAGAAUAUUUUAUGGUCUGAUGAAAUCAAAAUAGAGCUUUUUGGCCAUCAGAUUAAACCCUCUGUUUGGCAUAAACCAAGCACUGUACAUCAUCAAAAGCACACCGUCCCUACCGUGAAGCAUGGUGGUGGCUGCAUCAUGCUGUGGGGAUGCUUCACUGCAGCAGGCCCUGGAAGGCUUGUGAAGGUAGAGGGUAAAAUUAAUGCAGCAAAAUACAUGGAAAUCCUGGAGGAAAACCUGGUGCCGUUUGCAAGAGAACUGCAACCUGGGAGAAGAUUUGUUUUCCAGCAAGACAAUGAACCCAAGCAUAAAGCCAAAGCUACACAGGAAUGGCUUAAGAACAACAAAGUUAAUGUCCUGGAGUGGCCAAGUCAGAGUCCAGACCUCAAUCCAAUUGAGAAUUUGUGGCUGGACUUGAAAAGGGCUAUUCAGUCACGAUCCCCAGUAAUCUGACUGAGCUUAAGCAGUUUUGUGAAAAAGAAUGGGAAAGAAUUGCAGUGUCCAGAUGUGCAAAGCUGAUAGAGACCUAUCCACACAAAUUCAAGGCUGUAAUUGCUGCCAAAGGUGCAUCUUACUAAAUACUGACUUGAAAGGGGUGAGUAAUUAUGCAAUCAGUUAUUUUGUCUUUUAUAUUUGUAAUUAAUUUAGAUCACUUUUUAGAGAUCUGGUUUUAUUUUGACAGGAAAGAGUCUUUUUCUGUUGAUCAGUGUCAAAAAAGCCAAAUUAAAUCCACUCUGAUUCAAUAUUGUAGAACAAUAAAACAUGAAAACUUCCAUGGGAGGGUGAAAAUACUUCUGAUAGGUACUGUACAUUCUAUGUAGCAACAGAUCACACAGUUGUUGGAUCCUGGUGAUUUUGCAAUCCAGAGGUUCUUCAGAAGUCAAGAAUGAGGCAUAAAUCUUGUUGGUUAUGAACAUUUAUGAAAUGUAGCAAGAACGAAGAAUGAAACAAAGAAAAGACAGCAAAGAAGUCAUGGUCAUCUGUAACGAAAGCUCAUUCAAACUGGAAAGGAACAGGACGUUCUAUGAUAACAAGCUAUGAAAUCUGUGAAUGUGGAAUUCAUUGCCACAGGUGGCUGUGGAGGCCAGGUCAUUGAGUAUUUAAGGUAGAGGUUGACAGAUUCUUGACUGGUCAGGGCAUGAAAGGUUACGGGGAUAGUGGGUUUGAAAAGGAAAUGGAUUGGGCAUGAUCAAAUAGCGGAGCAGACUCAUUGGGCCAAAUGGCUUAAUUUGCUCCCAUGUCUUAUAGUCUUGUGGAAACAACCAAUGUGACACCUGCUGCAGAAAAACUAAGAAGUUUCCAGAAAAAUACAGAAUCAGCUAUACUACAAUUACUGCAAAAUUCACUUGUAUAUCGGUAAUUAUAUAAAAAUAUAAGGUAGCGCAGGAAAAGUUAAACUACAAGAAAAAUAACACAUUUAUACUCUAAUAUUGAGGUUUGACUAUUUACAAACCGGGAAUGCUAUGACCAGCAUCCCAAGUUAUAGAAACCAUUAAGAAGCUCUCAAUGAUACUGUGCCCCGGGAAAAACAGUGUGUUGUUUACGCAAAUGAAAAUAGCUGAACAUGACCGAUGAAGAUGCAGGAAGUAUUGGCCAAGUAGUUGAAAACUGACACAAAUAUGUUGAAAUUGAUUCCAUUUGGGGAAAGGCAUGGAAAGCUGAUGGUGGUGAAUUGUUUCUGGUAAAAUGUCAAGAGGCAGAGAGAGGAAACCAUAAGACUAUAAGACAAAGGAGCAGAAGUCGGCCAUUUGGCCCAUCGAGUCUGCUCUGCCAUUUUUAUCAUGAGCUGAUCCAUUCUCCCAUUUAGUCCCACUCCCCCGUCUUCUCACCAUAACCUUUGAUGCCCUGGCUACUCAGAUACCUGUCAAUCUCUGACAGGGGCAGAUUGACCCAGAGGGAGUUCUUGGAGGGGAGCGAACAAUGUUAAGGUAAUUGGUAUUAACAAUUGGUUGGAUGGUUUUGCAGAGGCACUCUGUGCAACAAAGGGUCUGUUGCUAUGAACCUUGGUGGACCCAAGAGACAUCUAAUGAUAUCGUCCUGCUGGCAUCGCACUAAUGAAGCAGGUUUCAUUGUUAGAUUAAUGAGAAAACUUCAUGCUGUGUUGGUAUGUAAAUAUGCAAAUUGCUUUGGGAUAUAAUUGCAUUUUCUGUAGUAAAGGAUAUGAUGGGGAUUAAGAGCCAUCUGUUUAACUGUUUUAUCUUCCACAACCUUUCCACCUUAAAUACUGCACAUUUUGAAUCGUCUGCAUAUAAUUGUUUUUUAGACUGCAGGCUUUUAUUAAAGUUAAAUAUGAGCAAGGGUUUUAAAGGCCAGUUUUCUGGGGAGCAUUCAAUAAAUCUAGAGAAGAUGGGAUUUUAAAAAAAAGCGCUGAAAUCUGUCAUUAAAAGGAACUGCACUUGGCUGAUCUGCCCCCUCCCCUCCUCUCCUCACCACUCAUGCCAGUUCAGCUCUGAUACCUCACCAGUCUCACCACGGCAGUGAGCAGUGGCAGCCACUUGGACGCUGAGGGUGGACAGAAAUACUUGCUGGUGGCGCAGGAGGGAAUUUCCUGGAGCAAUCCCCAAAUGGUAGGGCUAAGGUCAGCGUGGAAUAGCUGGACAGGCUUGAGGGGCUGAAUGUGUCACUCCUGAGCAUGGUUUUUGGUGGAUCUCCACGCAAAUUCCAAUCCUGCGAAGCCUGCUGUCAUCUCAGCAAAGAUUGUCAAAUAGACGAAUGACGUUGCAAAAUGCUCUGGGAGACUGGGGGCUUGGUUUGGGGGUGGGUGGUAGAGAGGAAGUAGAGGGCACUCAAAGCAGAAAAUAUGAGACCCGACCACACUCUGCUGCCACUUGUCACUCACACUGAUUCCCUUAUUACUUAUCAGCAUAGUCAACUGUAUUUGAAGGUCAAAUUGUAUUUGAAGUAAAAUAAAAUUCUGU
Mobula hypostoma (lesser devil ray) is the source of this 5971-nucleotide messenger RNA. RefSeq names its product transmembrane protein 127. NCBI's taxonomy places the organism in Eukaryota, Metazoa, Chordata, Chondrichthyes, Myliobatiformes, Myliobatidae. Gene Ontology annotation, cellular component: membrane. The record is from RefSeq and is a predicted model, not a curated record. Gene Ontology annotation, biological process: negative regulation of TOR signaling; negative regulation of cell population proliferation.